CUCUUGCUUCCCCCCCUCCUCCCCCCUCCUCAUCCUUCUCUCGCUAAUCUCCGACUGCCUUUUUCGUUCCUCCCGCCGUUGCACCCAUAAGUUCCGCGCGAUAUAUAACCAGUUCCAGCCCAGAAUCAUCCCCACCCACCACUCCGGCUUCAACAUCACUGGUGCCUUUUUCAACAAAAGCGCAAUGCCUGAUGAAUCGCUCUACCUAACUACCUACGAAACGGCGCUAGCCGUAGUGGCCACCGCCAUGAAAAAGGCCAGACUCCGUCUCGACACAUUGGUGCUAAACUCGCUCAUGGCUGGCAUACUCUUCAGCACGGGCGGUAUGCUUCACGUCAACGUCCAGGCAGGAGCUCCAGAGCUUCUCCAGCUGAAUCCCGCCUUAGUGCAGUUGCUCCAGGGCUUGGUGUACCCCAUCGGGUUGUUCUACGUGGUGGUGAUGGGUGUGGACUUGUUUAACGCCAACGUGCUCUACUUCAGCGUGGGCUUGUGUCGAGGUGCCGUGUCGGUGCUAGACCUCUGUACCAGCUGGUUUGUCACCUGGUGGUUUAACUUGGUGGCCAACAUCUUCGUUUGCUACAUCAUAUGCAACUACUCCCAUGUCACCCAGCACGAAAACUACGUCAGAGGCUCAGUGGAAAUCCUUAUGGCCAAAGCUGAGUACUCGUUCGUCGACACCAUGUUGAAGUCCAUGGCAGGUAACUUCUUCGCUGCGCUUGCCAUCUACUUGCAGUUGAUGGCCAAGCCGUUGCAUGUCAAGUUUCUCAUGAUGACAUUGCCAGUGUUCAGUUUCGUGUCCAUGGGCUUUACCCACUCGGUGGCUGAUAUGUACAUGGUGAUUAUUGGCCUCAUUAACCAUGCACCCAUCUCGGUUGGCACAGUUGCCUGGAAGAUCUUCCUUCCAGGAGUCAUCGGAAACAUCAUUGGCGGAUCGUUUUUUGGGGUGGCAGUGUGGUACUUACACUUGGUGGUGGUCGAAAGAGACCAGGCUGCUUUGAACUUGCCUGUGUACGAGGCAAGAGACGAGCAGCCAGAUUUGAACAUGGACUCUAGAGUUGUGAGGGUAAAAUCGCAUGACUAUCCCGAGGAGUUCGACGAGAAGUCCAGGCUCGACGAAGUGCCGGAUAUGAACAACGCUUCCGGCGGCGAAAACCAAUUUCUCAGAAGAAUUUCUACCACUUUGUCCAGGGGAAGUACCCGAACUCUCAAUAAGGUGGGAAGAUCCCCCAAAAACGUUUUCCCAGUAUACGGCAUGGGUCCUCCUUUGGAAAAAGAAAACUCCGUAGCUGCAGGCCAUUAUACAACGGUUGAUGACACUUACGACAAUGAUGCGUAUUCGGCGUACACUGCGCGAGAAAACUUGGAUACCACCUCUGCAGAGUUCAUAGGAGAUCAAAUCAGGCGUGUGCUAACUCGAAGAUCCAGCAAAGCUCGAGAUUUUGAGGCAAGAAUAGAACCCUCGCUGAUGAGACGGCAGUCAAACAACCGCGAUUAUCCUCUACAGUUACAUUGA
Suhomyces tanzawaensis NRRL Y-17324 is the source of this 1513-nucleotide messenger RNA. RefSeq lists its product as uncharacterized. Gene Ontology annotation, molecular function: high-affinity secondary active nitrite transmembrane transporter activity. The record is from RefSeq and is a predicted model, not a curated record. Gene Ontology annotation, biological process: nitrite transport; transmembrane transport. Lineage: Eukaryota; Fungi; Ascomycota; Pichiomycetes; Serinales; Debaryomycetaceae. The transcript is spliced from 2 exons. Bases 185 to 1513 code for a protein of 442 amino acids. Gene Ontology annotation, cellular component: membrane.